Messenger RNA from Pedinophyceae sp. YPF-701, 2349 nucleotides. The record is from the annotation of a GenBank genome assembly. Lineage: Eukaryota; Viridiplantae; Chlorophyta; Pedinophyceae.
AUGUGUCGGGCGGGUCGUUGCGCGCGGGCCAGCGAGGGCCCCGCCGCCGCUCUUUCGGGGCAGCAGAGCGCGGACAGCGGUCAGUGUAGCACGGACGUGUUUCCGGAGAGCUGCGAGUCGAGGCUUGGCCCCCACUGCGAGGAAACGGGUGCUGUGGGAAUGGAGACCAGGGGGCGCGUUCGACGGCGACUGGGCGCCGUGCGGCAGGGUGGAGGAGGCAACUCAGCUGCUACAGCCACUCAGGGCAACAGCUCGCUCCUGACGCUCCACGACCUCCACCUGGGUCGCGAUGGGCCGCUCGCCCUCAUUCUGUCGCACUACUUGAGCCGUCGGGACCGCGCGAACCUCGCCGCGACCUCGUCCGCCCUCAUGGCGAGAGUAAUGGAGUGCCUCCCUUGUAGCUGGACGUCCGACAGCGCAGGGCGGCAGGUGGCGCGACGCCUGCACGCGCACGCGCCGACGGGGUCGUCGCAGUCGUCCGUCGGGUAUCAGUCCGAGGGCCGGGCCAGGGCACUGCUGCGGUGUCGGUGCGGGUCCGACCCCGACAGCAGUGCCUCCGUCUAUAAACUGGGUGUGUCAUUUGCAUACCCGCGGGGGGCGAUCACGCGAGAGAUGACAGGGCUCGAGGAAAUCCAUAUUAAUUACGGCGCGGGGCACUUGUGGAGCUAUGACUGGCUGCCAGCGCCAGUGCGACCGGCGGUUCGCGUCCUUGACGUUUACCGUACGGAGCUGCCCCGCGUGCCACCGGGUAUGACGGCGCUCACGGAGCUCGGGCUGGAGAUGAUCAACCUGGACGUCGACAGAGAGUGGCUGCCCGUAACGUCGCGGGGUGCGAUCGCAAAGCUGAGCGUGGCUCACAGCAACGUCCGCCGGAUCCCACCUGGGAUGGAUGUGCUGGUCGACUUGAACGUCACAGGGUGCCGGAAGCUGGAGCCGGGCUGCAUGGAUGGAGUAGCAAGCAAGCUGCGGGUCCUGAAAGCCGAGGCAAGCAACGUGGACGGCUUGCUCACGCCCAUGCCCGCGCUGGAGGAGUUCGACGGAUCCGCACUCGCGACGACGCCGGACGUCCUCUCCGUCGCGACGUCUGCGAAGCUCAGGCGGUUGACGCUCCGCCACUGCUACAGCCUCGAGCGUCUUCCUCCCGGCUGCGCUCCGUACCUCGAAGCCCUGGACCUUUCUUGCUGCCAGAAGCUGGCGGACGACUUUCUGGGCCCAAACGCGUUCGCGAACCUGCGCUCGCUGACGCUCGAACGUACGAACGCACGCAGGCUGCCAGCGGGCCUCUGCAGCCUGGAGCACCUCUCGGUCGCACAUUGCCGCGAGCUCGCAGACAGCGAUGGCUGGCUGCCUGAGGACGCAGCACAGCGGGUCCAGACCCUCACGGCUGAGGGAAGCAACCUCACCCGCUUGCCCCCACAAAUGUCUUCUCUCGUCGAUCUGAACAUCGAAGAAUGCAAGAUCGUCGACGACUGGUGCCCGCGCAGCUCCGGAGCAGCGGUCAGGAAUCUCAGCGCGUCCAGCAGCUCGCUGCGGCGCGUGCCUGCGCACAUGACGGCCAUUGAGGACGCAGACCUCACAGGUUGCCGCAAACUCGACGACUGCGGCUUCGAGGACGCCGAUCGCGCGCACUUGUCGAACAUCGUUGCAGCGUGGAGCUCGCUGCGCAGGGUACCGCCCAAUCUGCCCUCCCUUACAGAGCUCAGCCUAGUUGGGUGUCGCCGCAUCGACUUUGAUGGUGACUGGCUGCCGGAAGGGGCGUGCGGGUCCCUCGUGCACCUUCACAUGGAUCAUACAGCCGUGCAGCGCCUCCCGAGGCUUCCGGCGCUCGCGGUGCUCCACGUGAUCGGCUGCCAGCGGCUCGCCGACGAGCCCCUCCUGCAUGCGGACACAGCGCACGUGCUGCGAGAGCUUUGCGCUGACAACAGCAGCCUGAAGCGCGUUCAGCCAGGGCUCGCGGCGCUGGAGCACCUGUCGCUGACACGGUGUCCGCUCGAAGACGACUGGCUGCCCGCGAGCUCCGCGAGGAGCCUGCGGGUGCUGGGUGUUGCGCGCACCGGCGUGCGGCGCGUCCCACCUUUGGGGCCGCACAUCCGCGUGCUCACCGUCGAGGACUGCAGGGAGCUGGCGGAGGACUGGAUCGACGGCGAGACGCUGGGGAGGCUGACGCGUCUCUGCAUCGGCGGGGCCCCGGAGCUGCCUGAGGGGCUGAGAGCACCGGACCUGUGCGUCGUGUCACUGGAGAGAACUGUAGACACGUCGGAUUCAGACGACGACGACGACGACGACGACGACGACGACGACGACGACGACGACGUCGUCGUCGUCGACGUCGACUGGGCAUCGGAGUAG